AUGGCGAACAACACACCCAGCAAUGUACCCCCAACACACCCAGCACCAUGUACCCAACACACCCGCUCACAUGCACCCAAACACCCAAGCCAACAUGUACCCAACACACCCCAGAAACAGCAUGUACCCAACACACCCUCCAGCACCCAAUGUACACACACACAGCAUGUACCCAACACACCCAGCAAACAUGUACAACAACACCCACCCAGCACAGUGUCCCAACACACCCAGCAUACCAAUGCACCCAAGCACACCCAGCAACCCAUGUACCCGCAACACACCCAGCACAUGUACCCAACACACCCGCAACAUGCACCCAACAGACAUGCACAGGUUACCCAACACACCCAGCACAUGUACCCAACCCAAACACUAACCAAAUGUACCCCAACACCCCCAGCACAUGUCCCAACACCCCAACAAUGCACACCAACAGCCCAGCACAUGUACCCACACACCAGCACAUGUACCCAACAACCCCCAGCAGAAUGCACCCAACACACCCAGCAAUGUACCCAACACACCCAGCACAUGUACCCAACACACCCAGCAAAUGCACCCAACACCCCAGCACAUGUACCCACACACCCAUCAAUGUACCCAACACACCAGCACAUGUACCCACCACCCAGCAAAUGCCUCUCAACACACCCAGCAAUGUACACAACACACCCAGCACUGUACCCAACACACCAGCACAUGCACGCAACACACCCAGCAAAAUGUACCAAACACACCAGCACAUGUACCCACCACACCCAGCAAAUGCACCCACACACCCAGCACAUGUACCCACACGGAAGCAGACCCAGCACAUGUACCAACACACCCAACAAAUGCACCCAACACACCCAGCACAUCCCCAACACACCCAUCAAUGUACCCAACACACCCAGCGAAUGCCACCCAACACAACCCACACAUGCACCCACACACCCAGCAGAUGUCCCCAACACACCCGCAAAUGCACCCAACACACCAGCAAUGUACCCAACACACCCAGACAUGCCCCACACACACAGCAAUGGUACCCAACACACUAACACAUUGCAACCAACCACCCAUCAAUGUACCCAAACACAGCCCAGCAAAUGCACCAACACACCCAGCAAUGUACCCAACACACCCAGCAAAUGCACCCAACACACCCAGCAAAUGUACCCAACACACCCAGCAAAUGCACCCAACACACCCAGCAAAGUACCCAACACCACAGGCCCAUGUACCCAAAACACCAGCAAGCCCAACACACACAGCAAUGCCCACAACCCACACCCAGCAAUGUACCCAACUCCCACACCCAGCACCAUGCACCCAACACCAGCCAAUGCAAAACACCCAAAAGCACCCAGCAAAUGUACCCACACACCCAGCAAAUGCACCCACAAAACACCAGCAAUGUAUAAACCCAACACACCCAGCAAAAAUGCAAACCCACACACCCAGCAAUGUACCCAACACACCCAGCAAAUGCACCCAACACACCCAGCAACAUGUACCCAACAACCAGCACAUGUACCAAACACACCCAGUAUGCAACCCAACACACCCAGCAUGUACCCUAACACACCCAGCACAUGCCACCCAACGCAACCCUGGCCGCACCCAAUGCCCAACCCACGCCACCCCGCCCAACAUCGCCCAACAACCCAGCAAAUGUAUUCCCAAAAACCAGGCAAAUGUACCCAACACACCCAGCAAUGUACCUCCACCCGCAAACCCAGCCCAACAUGCCCAACCAGCCGCCCAACCCAACACCCAUGCUCCCAACCCAACACCCCCAGCAAUGUAACACACUCCAGCAAUAACCCAACACCCCCAUCAAAUGCAAACCCAACACACCCAUCCAAUGUACCCAAAACACACCCCAGCAAAUGUCCCAACCCACCCACCCACAAAUGCAACCACACCCAAAGCAAUGUACCCAACACAGCAAAUUCCCAAACCCAACACACCCGCAAAUGA
Molecule: messenger RNA, 1968 nt
Organism: Macrobrachium nipponense
Lineage: Eukaryota; Metazoa; Arthropoda; Malacostraca; Decapoda; Palaemonidae
Product: mucin-2-like
Exons: 1
Coding region: 1-1968 (655 amino acids)
Source: RefSeq, a predicted model, not a curated record